UUUAAAGUUCGCCUCGCUGAAAGGCAGGCGAACAGGCCAGGCAGAAGGCAAAACAGUUCGGCAUUACCAAUGCGCACUUUGGCAGCGCCACGCGUUAAAAGUGGAUCACAAAUUUCUAGCGCCGGACCAGAGUCCGAGUCUGAAGUGCACAGCCAGCAGAAAUCGAGCAGUUUGUUAGGUUUAUUAAACGCCAAUUGACAGGAUGAGUUUGUUGCUGAAGCGACGUUCGCGCAGCGAGACGCGCGCUCAGCCCGUCACGAUCCAAAGCAAACAGGAGUUGACCAAAAAGCAGCAGCAGCAGCAGCAGCAGCACCAGCUGGCAGCCAGCGUGGAAAGGGACAGAGAAACGACUGUGCCGCGUCUGGGUUUGGCUGGCCCAGGCGCUGGCAUGGGCAGACGCAAGACAUCUGCGGAGCUCAUCAGCGAGGCGAAACUCUAUCUGGGCGACCUGUCCACGUCAACGGCGACAAUGACAGCUGCUGGCGGCGCACGCUUGGUCAGCACACGUCGACCCAUAACGCCACGUGAACCGGGACGUGUGCUCUACGGCAAGGUGGCAUUGGCCGGCCGUCCGCCCAGCGCCUUCUCCAUGCGAUAUCUGCAGAAUGAGAAUCAUAAGCCGCUGACGCCGCCAACGCCAGCGGCUGGCACCGAGCUGCUGUUGAGUCGACGCAAUGUGGACGCCAAGCCGGCGCCACCGCGUCAAUUGCCAGCGCUGCCGGGCGCUGCGGCACAGCUGCCAAUUGCAGCAGCAGCCACAAUGCAGCCAAUGCAACCCGCACGCAAUGGCGCCCUGCUUGGCCAGUGCAGCUCGGAGAUGCUCAUCGAGAUGCUGAAGCAGCAUGCUGGUCUCAAGGAUUGCAGCGGCGAGACCGUGCAGCACAUCAAUGCGAUUCUGCUGGAGCUGUAUACCCGGGUGCACAAACAGGAGCGCAACUUCAAGCGCGCCUUUAUCCUGGGCGGACUCUAUGGCCUGGUCGAGUGCACGGCGCCACGUAUCCUGCUGGCUGUGGCACGUGUCGUUCUGGCGUUGCGCGUAACCGGCAGCAAUUUAACCGGCGCCUGCAAGCUAAUCUUCAAGGUGGCUCGCCACGAACAGCACGACAGACUGUUCCAUGAGAACGAUGUGCUGGAGCUGCUGAUCGAUGGCUUGGGCCAUGCCUCGCCGCUGGACGAUCCGGAGGCCUGCAUUUAUGCCUAUGGCUGCAUACGAUUUCUCACCGCGAGCAGCGCCCAGGAGCGCGACGAUGCGCUCAAUCGCAACUGGGCCGCCGGCUUCGAAGAGCUGCUGCCACCAACAAUCGCCGCAGCCACAGUCCUGACAACAACAGCCCAGCAAGAUUCACGCAAGCUAAAUGGCCAACAGACACUGGUGUCGCGCCUGGCACGUCACGGCGCUGUGGAGCUGAUGAUACUCCAUUUACAGAUGUUGAACGAGGCGGGCGCCACGCGACGCCUCAGCGGCCCGCCGCUGCACACCCUCUACCAACUGUCGGCAGCGCUGCGCGCUCUAGCGGAUGUGGCGCAGCAUCAACAGCGACUGCAACUGCAAUUGCAGCUGGCGUGCCCGCAUCUGAUACGCGCCGCCGAGGUCUCCAUGGGCGAACUGGAGGUGCAGGCCAAUGUGGUGCGCACACUGAGCGUGCUGUCAGAAGAUCUGGAAUGCUGCGAGACGCUGCAUAACUAUGCAGCCCGCAUUGGUCUGCUGCUCGGACCCUACUCCAAGGGCGGCCAGUGCAGUGAGCGGCUCUUGGCCGUGCUCAGCCGGCUGGGCUAUAUGCUGGGCAAUAUCUUGGCCAAGCAUGAAUCCGCGCGCGUUCAGUACUAUCAAAACGAUGUGGCCAUGGAGUAUCUGCUGAAUGUGCUGCAGCAGCUAAGCGAACGACCGCUGGGCAGCGAGGCGCUCCUGGAUGCCCAAAUCAAGCUGAUACGUGUCGUGGCGAACAUGAGCGUCAAUGCGGAUGUCGGCGCUGGGCUGGGCAAUGUGCAUGGUCUGGGCGCUGUGCUGUUUCGCCUGCUGCAGAAUGCAGCUGUGGCGCUGGAUAGAUCAUCAACAAUAACGGAAACCGCACAACCGCAGGCUGAGCUGCUCGAGCUGCUGCAUGCAACGCUCGGUGCACUGCACAAUUUAUGCUUCUACCAGGAUAACCAAACGGCAACGCCGACAACAACGACAACAACAACAACAACGGAAACAACAACAACGGAAACGACAACAACCACGAUACCGUCACCCGGUUCGCUGCAGAGCCUGAUUGCCGAGCUGUCGACGGCCCUGGCUGGCACCUUGAAACGGUGUCAGGGUCAGUAUGUGUCCACCAAGGUGGAGCUGGCCCGCGUGCUGGGCAAUUUGACGCGCAACGAGCUGGCGCGACGCCGUUUCUGCGCCGCCGGCGGUUUGCCCUUGAUGGUGCAGCAGCUGACGCGGCAGGCGAACGGACAGGAUUACGAGCUGCGCACCUGUGCCAUCGGAGUGCUGGUCAAUCUGUUGGGCGAUGGCGAGCAGCGGGCACCGUUUUUGCAGCUGCGCGGCGCUGAGCUGCUGGCGCUGCUGUUGCGCGGCGCACUGGAGCAGGAGGAUUGGUUUCUGGCCAACAUUGUGUGCCAGGCGAUGUGGAAUCUUCUGAUCGAUGCCCAAUGCGCAACGGCCUUGUGCCAAAGUGGCAGCAUACUCGAUGAGGUCAGUGAUCUGCUAGCAGAUUACUUGGAUGAAGAGCGUCCGAUUGUCGGCGACGAGGCCAACGAGGAUGAGAUCGAACCAGGCAAAAUAAAAGAGUCGGAGCUCGAUUUGGAAUCGGAGCCGGAUGCGGCGCCGGAUGCAUUGUGGGAGGACUUUGCGCUGGUGGCUACCGAUUUGUUGGAGCGGAUACAAAACAAUUUCGAUAAGCAGCAACAGCGACAGGCGACGCACAUCGAUAACGAUGACGGGAACGAUAAUGAAGAUGUGUUUAUCGAAAAAUUGUAAUACAUUCUUUAAGACUAAAAGAAUAUACAAAUAUAAACAAUUAUCGAUAAUAAUCGAUAACAAUAAUCGAUAAAUUGCCAGCAAGUCGAUGCAACGAAGUGGACACAACACACGAUUAUCGAUCCUAAUCGAUAUUUGACUGUCUAAACAGUUAUGGCAUUUCGAAUUUAAUCGAUUUUGAAACAUCGAUUAUUGUUACCCAAGCCAAACAGGUCUUUGAAAUAUUUGCAAUUUUAGAUCAAGGUCGUAAUACGAGCGUCAUACAUAAACCAACGAAUUUCAUGUCGUUUAUCAAGUUUCAAUAAAUUAAGCCAGCCCAAUGCUAUUUCCAUAUCAAAUGCAA
Messenger RNA from Drosophila virilis, 3308 nucleotides. Its product is annotated as armadillo repeat-containing protein 2. Gene Ontology annotation, biological process: cilium organization. The record is from RefSeq and is a predicted model, not a curated record. Lineage: Eukaryota; Metazoa; Arthropoda; Insecta; Diptera; Drosophilidae. Gene Ontology annotation, molecular function: protein binding.